AUGGAGAGGGAGAGGAUAAACAUAAUUGGAGAUUGCCUGGAAGCCGUUUAUCACGAGAUAUCCGAGAAAAGAAUCAAUGUACCUGUCGAUAGGCUCAAGGAGGUUGUCGAAGCAAAGACCAAGCCUUCCGACUACGAGAUUGUCAAGAAUGUGGCCAAAGGUGGGUAUGGCGAGGUUUUUCUUGUAAGGAGAGAAAAGAUCUAUGCUAUGAAGAGAGUUUCCAAGGAGCUAGUCCUUAAGCAGCCGCACACUGCUCUGUUCAUGGCGGAGAAAGAGGCCAUGGUUGACUGCAUUGGGAGUGAGUGGCUUGUGUGUGCCCACAUGACGAUGCAGGAUGAGGAGUACCUUUAUUAUCUGAUGGACUUCAUUCCUGGAGGAGACUUUAUGGGGUUACUAUCGAAGGAGGAUGUUCUAGAGGAGGACUGGGUAAGAUUCUAUGCUGCAGAGAUUGUUGCUGCACUUGAUGAGCUCCAUAAGCUGGGAUGGAUACACAGGGAUCUGAAGCCAGACAACGUGCUCAUCGGAAUUGAUGGACAUGUAAAGCUAGCGGACUUUGGCAGCUGCAUUAAAAUGAAGGAUGGAAAGGCGAGAUCAUCCAUUACGGUUGGGACUCCUGACUAUGUCUCUCCGGAUGUCUUGUGCUCGGUGAACGAAGAAUGCGAGUAUGGAGAGGAUGUUGACUUCUGGACGCUUGGUGUCAUAAUCUACGAGAUGAUUUAUGGAACCACGCCGUUUUACUCAGACACUCUGAUGGAAACGUAUCGAAGAAUAACAAGGGUUGAGUUUGGAUUUCCUUUCAAGGUAUCUCCAGAGCUCACAAGCCUGAUUGAGGGCCUAAUAGCAGCAAAGGACAGGAGGAUGAGGAUUGAGGAGAUCAAGAGCCAUGCCUUUUUUGAAGGAGUUGAUUGGAGUAGACUCAAGGAGCUCAAACCUCCCUUUGUUCCUGAGGUCAAUGGAGACUCUGACACGUCCCAUUUUGUUGACACCCAGUUUGAUGCCGAGAAGAGGAAGCUGAAUGUGAAGGGAAACUACAUGCCAUUUGUAGGAUUUACGUUUGACCCAGAAUUUGUAUCCAGGUUCAGCAGCAUGAUUGAGGGGAAGGCGGCCCCUACGAGUGACAGGGUUGAUUCCAUGAUCAAGGAGAAUAGGCAGAUUCUCGAGGAUCUUUUAGUUAAGAUUUCUGAGAACAAGGAGUCUAUUGACUUGCAGAACCAGGAAUUGGCGGACAUGAAUGCAGAACUUGAAAGUACCAGAGUAAAGCUAGAGAUCUCCAGAGACGAAGCCCAGAGGUAUCAGAAAGAGCUCAAGGAAGUGCUGACACAACUGUUGGUUGAAAAAGAGGAGUUAGAGGUGGCUAAGGCCGAGCUUCAGAGAUACAGGAAGUGGCUAAAGAACAUAACCGAGGAGGUGAAUAGCAAGGCUUUUCUUUCAGAAGAGUAUUCCAUUGCAGAAAGGAAGUCCGCGGAGACAGCGGGACUGGAUAUGUCUAUUGAGGAUCUAGGGAAAAGAGGUGUUUUGUUUAAGGAUCUUUCCAUGCCGAUCUAUGAGGUCAGGAAAGAAGCAGAGGAGAUGGCAGACAUCCUUAGUGAUCUCCAGGAAUCCAUGAGCAGGUUAAGCACGGAGAACAAAGGAUUGAGGUCUGAAGCUGAGGUUUAUAAAGAGAAGUACCACGAGAUUCUUGGGAUAAAGGCAAUGAUUGAAUCUGAGAACAAGAGCCUUACAGAAAAGCUUAAGUCUGGAGGACUGGACGGUCUGAAAAGACAGCUUAGGCUAAAGGCAGCAGAGAUUAAGGAGUACGAGCAAAAACUUAAUCAGGAGAUACUUUUCAGAAAGAGUGUGGAGGAGGAGCUGAAUUUUCUGAAAAGAGAAAAGUCAAAGGUCCAUAGAGUAGCCGUCAAGCAGUCCUUUUCAUGCCAUCUCACCAAUGGAGAGCCUACGGUUGUAAAAGUAGAGGAGGAUCGCUUGUGGGUUGGAGACGAAGCCCACUACAUCUCUAACGUCUAUGUUGGGGAGCUGAGGCCAAACGAGCUUCAUCACCUUCCUCAGAAGAAGAUAUCGAUGACCCUGAAGAUUGUCUUUAUGAAUGAGGAAGUCAAGAGUGUGAGCUCAUCUGGACGAAGAAGCCUAAAGUCUCUGGAGGAGGAUCUCAAUACAGAAAUGGCGAUCAAAGAAGGAAUAGAAAAGAUCAGAGCUCUACUUCAAGGCAAAACACUUGAAGAGGCAAACAUGCAGCUUGAAGGAUCGAACAGAAAAAUAAGCCAGCUGAAGGCGGAGAUUGAAAGGUGCAGAAAAAGUACGAUGGUCGAGAACAUCCCUGAGGAUCCCAUCAGGAUUUAUGAGUUUAAUAACCAUCUGUUUGCCCCUAAAACAGUACCCCAGGGAGUUCUCUGUGAUUUCUGUAAUGAGGUUUUAUAUGGGCUUGUCAAUCAAGGAUUCGAAUGUAAAGAUUGUAAGAUGGUUGUGCACAAGUCCUGCUAUGUUCUUGGAGAUAUCUCCUGUGAACUCUAUUCUGCGUUGAAGACAGGAAGGGCAUAUUACGUUACAAUGAGAACAAUCGAGGAAAAGGAAAAGCUCCUGAGCACAUGUAAGGGGUAUUGA
Molecule: messenger RNA, 2598 nt
Organism: Encephalitozoon cuniculi GB-M1
Lineage: Eukaryota; Fungi; Microsporidia; Unikaryonidae
Exons: 1
Coding region: 1-2598 (865 amino acids)
Biological process (GO): actomyosin structure organization; peptidyl-threonine phosphorylation; signal transduction
Cellular component (GO): cytoskeleton; cytoplasm
Molecular function (GO): ATP binding; protein serine/threonine kinase activity
Source: RefSeq, marked provisional